Messenger RNA from Pipistrellus nathusii (Nathusius's pipistrelle), 1155 nucleotides. The record is from the annotation of a GenBank genome assembly. NCBI's taxonomy places the organism in Eukaryota, Metazoa, Chordata, Mammalia, Chiroptera, Vespertilionidae.
AUGGCUGUCGCACUCCGGCCUCCGAAGCCAGCCGUGCUGCGGGCGCUGCGGUCCUGGGUGUUGGCUGGGGUGGGAGGCGCUGGCUCCCCCUGCUGCCGCUGCCCCCUCGGAGCUAAAAGAUAUCUACUUACAGAUAAUAUUGUGAAAUUAAAAGCAUUUCAGCAAAAGAAGGUGGCUGUUGCAUACAGUCUUCCUGGUACCAAAGAAACCUAUUUGAGCAACUUGGAGGAGAAAUUGACCCAGAACAAGCUCAUCUUGAAGGAGGAGCUGAGGACCUUACUUCAUUUAUGUGAGUCCCGUGAUGAUGUGGAACUGGCUAAACAUGUCAUUUACAGGUACUAUGUAGAGAACAGAAGUGUCACGUUGGGAGAGUAUAAGUUUGGACCACUUUUCAUGAGGUUGUGCUACGAGUUGGAUCUUGAGGACUCUGCAGUGGAGCUCAUCAAAGACCAGCAAUUACGAGGUUUCUUCUCAGACUCCACGUCAUUCAAUAUUUUGAUGGACAUGUUAUUUAUCAAAGGCAAAUAUAAAAGUGCUUUGGAAGUAUUGAUCGAGAUGAAAAACCAAGAUGUGAAGUUCAACAAAGAUACCUAUGUCCUUGCUUUUGCAAUUUGCUACAAACUGAAUAGCCCUGAGUCUUUUAAAGUCUGCACCACAUUACGGGAAGAAGCCCUAAUCAAAGGAGAAGUCCUUCCCAGGAGAGCAUCCUAUUUUGCUGUGGCACUAGCUCUGAAUCAGAACCAAGUGGAAAAAGCUGCAUCUAUUUUUUCUCAAAUCAUGAUACCAGAAAGCAUAAUCUGUGCUAAUUUAAAUCUUAUGAUCCAUAUUCAGUCAAAUAUGUUGAAAAACCUGAUAGAUAUACUAAAGAAUGCCACAGAUGAAAGUGUAUCAAAAUUUGUGAAAAAACUCAAGUUCUCAGAAGAAGUGCUGGCUAAAGUGAGGGGAAAAGUGAAGGAUGUGCCUGCCCUUCUGACUACAUUUGACGAGCUCUAUGGGAAACUGCACAUAAAUGGCCAGGUCACCGCUCACACUUUGGAUGCUCUGCUCUGCUUCACCCCCAAACACCUAAAUUCCCAAGUGGUACUAAUAAACAAGAGGAGAGUCAGCCGCCGCCAGACCUUCCAGCCACUCAGCCAGUCCUUGUGGACUGAGUAA